Solanum tuberosum (potato) is the source of this 1082-nucleotide messenger RNA. RefSeq names its product cysteine proteinase inhibitor 6-like. The record is from RefSeq and is a predicted model, not a curated record. NCBI's taxonomy places the organism in Eukaryota, Viridiplantae, Streptophyta, Magnoliopsida, Solanales, Solanaceae. Gene Ontology annotation, molecular function: cysteine-type endopeptidase inhibitor activity. The coding region runs from base 79 to 780 and encodes 233 amino acids. The transcript is spliced from 4 exons.
AGAGUCUUUCGAUGAAAGCAAUAGUAUAAAGGACAAAAGGGCAUUUGCUUAACAAGAAGGAAUUGAAAAUCACAACAGAUGAGAGUGAUUCGAAGUAGAGCAAUACUAAUACUUUUUCUGCUUUCUGCGUUUGGGUUAAGCGAACAGGGAAAAUCAGGAGGAUUCUGUAGCGAAGAGAUGGCUACUCUUGGUGGAGUUCAUGAUUCGCAUGGUUCGUCGCAGAAUAGUGACGAGAUCCAUAGCCUUGCUAAAUUUGCCGUCGAUGAGCACAAUAAGAAGGAGAAUGCAAUGAUUGAAUUGGCCAGAGUAGUGAAGGCGCAAGAACAAACUGUUGCUGGUAAACUGCACCACCUCACUCUUGAGGUCAUGGAUGCUGGAAAAAAGAAACUCUACGAGGCUAAGGUCUGGGUCAAACCAUGGUUGAAUUUUAAGGAACUUCAAGAGUUCAAGCAUGUUGAAGAUGUUCCUACCUUUACUUCUUCUGAUCUAGGAGUUAAGCAAGAGCAGACCAGUGGAUUGAAAUCAGUGCCUGUGCAUGAUCCGGUUGUUGAAGAAGCUGCAGAGCAUGCAAUAAAGACCAUCCAGCAGAGAUCCAACUCCCUACUUCCAUAUGAACUACAAGAGAUUGUUCAUGCUAAUGCUGAGAUGGCUGAUGAUCAUACAAAGCUUCAUUUGGUCAUCAAAACCAGCAGGGGAGGGAAGGAAGAGAAGUUCAAAGUUCAAGUGCAGCACAAUAAUGAAGGUGCCUUCCACUUGAAUCAUAUGGAGCCUGACAACUAACUUCUAAACUAGCUUGGAAGAUCCUAUGCCUCUUUAGAGUUCUCUAGUUGUUGUUCUAUGGAGCUAUGGGAUACAUAAAUAUGUUUUAAGUAUAAUAAGCAUGUAACCAGCACAAUAUUUGUACUCCUUAAUUUUGUUGAUCUAAAGUUGGCUUCAUCUAGUGGAUUGCUUUGAUCCAUGCUGUCCCCUCAGGUGGAGGAUUCUUGGAUCUGUUGCAUCUUUGUAAUGUUCUUUCUUGUAUCACAGUUGUAAUGUUCAACCUUUUGUCUUGAAUAUACACUACUCACUUGGUAUGAAGUAAA